Plutella xylostella (diamondback moth) is the source of this 1215-nucleotide messenger RNA. RefSeq names its product odorant receptor 13a-like. NCBI's taxonomy places the organism in Eukaryota, Metazoa, Arthropoda, Insecta, Lepidoptera, Plutellidae. The record is from RefSeq and is marked provisional. Gene Ontology annotation, cellular component: plasma membrane. Gene Ontology annotation, biological process: sensory perception of smell; detection of chemical stimulus involved in sensory perception of smell. Gene Ontology annotation, molecular function: odorant binding; olfactory receptor activity.
AUGUCGAGGAAAGCAGGAGCAUUAGACCUGCAGUACAUCCAGAUCCUGCGUCGGUUCCUGUGGUUCAACGGCGCGUGGCCGGGCGACGUGCUCGGCGAGCCCGUCCCUCUGAUCAUCCGAUACCACAAGUAUCAGAUACAAGUUCAGUCGAUAUUGGUUCUGAUAGCACAGGUCAAUUACCUGUGGAAAUUUAACGAUGAGAUGUCGUUUUUAAUGAUGGGACACGUUUAUAUAACCACCUUCUUAACGGCCGUAACCUUAGUUCGGUGUUCCUUACCGUUUUUUCAAGAAUACCAUAAUAUUUCAAAGACCUUUUUGACGGAAUUUCAUUUAUUUUAUCACAAGCACAAGGGAAAAUACGAGGCAGAGAUUUGUGCGUUCUGGGACUGGCUAUCGUACUGGUUCUCUCUGUACCAGAUGGCGCUGAUGGUGCUGGGCAUGACGCUGUUCAACGCGCUGCCCGUGUACAAGAGCAUCCAGGCGGGCGCAUUCAGAACCAUGAAUCUACAAAAUAAAACACUAGAAUUCGCCGUCUACUAUACCCUGCCAGUAUAUCAUUGCGCAGAUCACUUCUACAUAUCUACGACGAUGAAUGUUUACUUCUCUUAUGUCACUUCUUGCAGCGUCUGCGUUCUAGACUUGCUCCUGUCUCUGAUAGUAUUCCAAAUCAUUGGUCACAUUCAAAUACUACUUUAUAACAUUGAAAACAUUUCGGUAGCAAAAGGCUUGAAAUACAAUAAAGAAGAAAAUAUGGCCGUUGGCAAAAAGUUGAUUGAAGUUAUAGAUCAUCAUCGCGACAUAGUUAGAUUUGCAGCUUCGAUAUCUUCGUUUUUCGGACCCAUGCUGGCCAUCAACUAUAUGUUUCAUUUGGUCAGUGGAUGUAUAUUACUGUUAGAAUGUGCGAGACCUGAUCCUGAAACCCUGGCUCGCUUCGGUCCUCUCACUAUUAUCGUAUUUGGGGAAUUAAUACAAAUAUCUGUAAUCUUUGAAAUCGUCGGUUAUAUUAGCGAGAAGCUGAUCGACGCGGCGUACUGCAUGCCGUGGGAGAGCAUGGACGUCAGCAACCAGAAGACGGUCAAGUUCUUCCUGAGCCGCAUCCAGACGCCCAUCCAGCUCACCGCCAUGGGCAUCGUGCCCGUCGGCGUGCAGACCAUGCUAGGGAUAUUGAAAACAACCCUAUCGUAUUUCGCUUUGCUGAAAUCAAUAAGCGAAUAA